CUACACUAUUUAUCAUAACUUUUGAACUGCCUCAAAUUGUGCCCUUGAAGGUUUAAGCGAAAGCGAAACCGAAACAAACAUGAAGAGGGCAAGGAUACUGCAAGACGACAGUCCGAUCAGGGUCAUCGCCUGUCUCAAAAAAAUCGACGACAUCAAACGUUUCGAGGAAACUGACGAUUGUUUCAUCCUAGGAUUUGAUCCUACCGACACUACUCCCAACAAAGACUCCGAUGUAAAAGUUUCCUCUAAAUCUCUCAACAAAGACGCCGAUGAUGAUAUCUGCGUUCUUGCUGAAAAGGGCAAGAUAGCUCUUAGAGAUUAUCCUCACUCUAGACAUCUAUGCCUCAAAUUUCCGUUCAAGACUACUCCUAGUGAAAGCUAUUGUGAGAAGUGCUACUGUUAUGUUUGUGAUUCUGCUGCUCCCUGUAUGUACUGGACCGAUUCCAGACAUUGCGCUGCGGAGAAUUCCGGUCGCUGGAAGGACAUGAGGAAAGUCAGAAAGACAGUUUAUUAAAGUGUGCAACUCUAUGUCUUUCAAGAAUCAACAUUCUCUACUAUUUGUGAAAUCAUAUUGAAAUAUCAAGAAAGUCUACAAAAUUGAAGUCUAUAGAAAAUAAAACUGAAGCAAUGAGACUGUGAAAACAGUAGUUCAAAAAUACUUGCAAUAAUUACAAAUAACAAACUAAGAGCAUAAUUAUCUGUCAUGUUUGAAGGUUCCUACACAGUUUUUUAGACAACUUUGUCAUAAUUCAAUGGGUAAUUGAAUGGAAAAGUUGUUCUUUAAGUUGCAAGCUUAUUACAGUGAACCACGGUUCUACAACUAUUUGCUUCUUUUAAUUUUAAUUUUGUAUAUUAAAAAUACCUAAAUUACAAAUGAGUGGUAUAUUGUGAGAUCC
This is a messenger RNA of Lathyrus oleraceus (garden pea), 896 nucleotides long. Its product is annotated as RPM1 interacting protein 13. The coding region runs from base 80 to 514 and encodes 144 amino acids. The transcript is spliced from 4 exons. The record is from RefSeq and is a predicted model, not a curated record. NCBI's taxonomy places the organism in Eukaryota, Viridiplantae, Streptophyta, Magnoliopsida, Fabales, Fabaceae.